GGGUCACAAACGGUGGGUUAUCAUCGAGCUAAAUCUCAUUUUCAUCUAAAACCCUACGAUCACAACAGCGUCUUCUUCUCUUUGAAUCUCAAAUCAGGGUUUUGAAAAUUAGGGUUUUGAGAAAACUCAAAUCACAGUAACAAUGUCGUUGUCAAAGAGUUCCAAAAUGCUUCAAUACAUCAACUACAGAAUGCGAGUAACAAUUCAAGACGGUCGUCAACUCGUCGGAAAAUUCAUGGCUUUCGACCGCCACAUGAAUCUUGUUCUCGGCGACUGUGAAGAGUUUCGCAAACUUCCACCGGCGAAGGGUAAGAAAACCACCGACGGCGACCGUGAAGACCGCCGCACACUCGGUUUGGUUCUUCUCCGGGGUGAAGAAGUUAUUUCGAUGGCAGUUGAAGGUCCUCCACCUCCUGAAGAGUCUCGUUCGAAAGCUGUAAAUGCUGCUGCAAUGGCUGGUCCUGGAAUUGGACGUGCUGCUGGUAGAGGUAUUCCUCCGGCGCCGGUUAUUCAAGCUCAGCCUGGUCUUGCUGGUCCUGUUCGUGGUGUUGGUGGACCUGCUCCUGGUAUGAUGCAGCCGCAGAUCUCGCGGCCGCCUGUUUCGUAUCCUGGUGGUCCGCCUGUUAUGCGUCCACCUGGUCAAAUGCCGUAUCCUGGACAUCCUGGACAAGGUCCACCGCAGAUGGUGAGGGGUCCACCGCCUCCUAUGCCGCCGGGGCAAUUUGGGCAGAGACCAGGUGGUCCUCCACCACAAUUUGGUAUGCCACCUCCUCAGUAUGGGCAGAGACCAAUGGGGCCACCUCCUCCUGGUCAGAUGGUGAGAGGACCUCCUGCUCCUCCUCGGCCUGGAAUGCAGCCUCCGCCUCGUCCUGGUAUGCCUCCUCCUCCUGGAAGUGGUGUUCCUGUGUAUGGUCCACCUCGGCCUGGCAUGCCCCCUCCACCAAAUGCUCCAAAUCAACAACAGCAACAGUGAUUGUAGAAUUGAUUGGUUUCUUCUUGCUGGAGCUCUGAAGAUAACAUUGGACAUUGUAUCACAACUCAAUAUCCAGCCCUUUCUAUGGAAGUAGUUGUUGCUUGUACAACCUUGAAUCAUCAUCUUAUUAGAGGGAUUUUUUUUCAUGCUGUGAUGAGAAUAUGUAAUUUUAGAACAUUUAUGUUUUGGAGGAAGUUAUUGUAAAACCCGAGCAUUAGACAUAUAUCGGCUGUGUAGAUUGUUGGAAAAAAUGCCGGAUUGCUAAAGCAGUAUACCAAUUUCAAAAUGUAGGGCAUUACUGCCUCCUCUUAAAUCUUCCGAGCUAUAUAACAUGAUUUUCAUUUAGGAAUUGUUCCUUCA
This is a messenger RNA of Medicago truncatula (barrel medic), 1333 nucleotides long. Its product is annotated as small nuclear ribonucleoprotein-associated protein B. Gene Ontology annotation, molecular function: RNA binding; snRNP binding. NCBI's taxonomy places the organism in Eukaryota, Viridiplantae, Streptophyta, Magnoliopsida, Fabales, Fabaceae. Gene Ontology annotation, cellular component: U5 snRNP; U2 snRNP; catalytic step 2 spliceosome. Gene Ontology annotation, biological process: mRNA splicing, via spliceosome. The record is from RefSeq and is a predicted model, not a curated record. Bases 143 to 973 code for a protein of 276 amino acids. The transcript is spliced from 2 exons.